Molecule: messenger RNA, 14610 nt
Organism: Melanotaenia boesemani (Boeseman's rainbowfish)
Lineage: Eukaryota; Metazoa; Chordata; Actinopteri; Atheriniformes; Melanotaeniidae
Gene: ryr3
Product: ryanodine receptor 3
Exons: 106
Coding region: 15-14567 (4850 amino acids)
Biological process (GO): calcium ion transmembrane transport; intracellular calcium ion homeostasis
Cellular component (GO): sarcolemma; Z disc; sarcoplasmic reticulum membrane
Molecular function (GO): ryanodine-sensitive calcium-release channel activity; protein binding
Source: RefSeq, a predicted model, not a curated record
GCUCCUUCACAGCCAUGGCUGAGGGCGGAGAAGGGGAAGAUGAGAUCCAGUUCUUGAGAACUGAGGAUGAGGUGGUGCUCCAGUGUGUGGCCACCAUCCAGAAGGAGCAUCGCAAAUUCUGCCUGGCCGCAGAGGGACUUGGAAACCGUCUGUGUUACCUGGAAUCCACAUCGGAAGCUAAGUUUAUUCCUCCGGACCUAUGUAUUUGUAACUUUGUGCUGGAGCAGUCCCUGUCAGUUCGGGCCCUGCAGGAGAUGCUGGCUAACACUGGGCAGAAUAGCGAAGGGAGUGCUGACCAUGAAAAAUGGGCGGGUCAGGGGGGUGGACACCGGACCCUGCUCUACGGUCAUGCCAUCCUCCUACGCCACUCCUUCAGUGGCAUGUACUUGACCUGUUUGAAGACAUCAAGGUCUCAGACAGACAAGCUGUCAUUUGAUGUCGGACUACAAGAAGAUUCAAUAGGAGAAGCCUGCUGGUGGACAAUUCACCCUGCAUCAAAGCAGAGAUCUGAAGGAGAGAAAGUCCGCAUUGGAGAUGAUCUGAUUCUCGUCAGCGUGUCAACGGAAAGAUACCUGCAUCUCUCUAUAUCCAAUGGAAACAUUCAAGUGGACGCCUCCUUCAUGCAGACGCUGUGGAACGUCCAGCCCACCUGUUCCUCCAGCAACAUGGCCGUAGGGUUUUUGAUUGGUGGAAAUGUAUUGCGCCUUUGUCACGGGCAUGAUGAGAGCUUGACCAUCCCUGGAGCUGAUAAGAGUGAAGAGGAGCAGAGAAUAGUGAACUAUGAAGCGGGUAAAGGAGCAUCACGGGCCCGCUCUUUGUGGAGAUUAGAGCCUCUCAGGAUCAGCUGGAGCGGCAGCCAUAUCCGAUGGGGCCAAGCCUUCCGACUACGCCAUCUUUCCACUGGUCAUUAUCUGGCCUUGACUGAAGACCGUGGACUGGUCCUGCAGGACAGAGAGAAGUCCGACACCAAGGCCACUGCUUUCUGCUUUAGGGUCUCCAAGGAAAAGGGUGAUACUGGCCCAAAAAGGGACAUUGAAGGCAUGGGAGUCCCUGAGAUCAAGUACGGAGACUCAGUUUGCUUCAUCAUGCAUGUUGCGACCGGACUGUGGCUGUCUUACCAAGCACCCGAUGCCAAAUCAUCUCGUCUUGGUCCCCUGAAAAGAAGGGCCUGCCUACAUUCUGAGGGCCACAUGGAUGAUGGCCUCAUCCUCCAGCUCUGCCAGCAUGAGGAGGCUCGGGCUGCACGCAUCAUCCGAAACACCACAUUCCUCUUCGCCAACUUCAUCAAGGCACUGGACAAUAUUAUGACAGGUGAGUCCAUGGCAGUGGCAGGGUACGUCGAGGAGGUUCUGCAGACGCUGAAUGAUCUAAUUGAGUACUUCAAGCAACCUGAUUCAGAGCUGGAGCAUGAGGAGAAACAGUGUCUGCUCCGUUCACUCAUCAAACGUCAAGACCUCUUCAAAGAAGAGGGUAUGCUGGCCCUUCUGUCCAAGUGCAUCGACCGGAUGAAUGUGUACAACAGUGCAGCCCAUUUUGGAGAGGUGGCUGGGGAGGAGGCGGGUGCAGCCUGGAAGGACAUUCUCAACCUCCUCUAUGAACUAUUAGCUGCACUGAUUCGUGGAAACAGGAACAACUGCACCCAGUUUUCCCGGAACUUGGACUGGCUGGUCAGCAAACUGGAGAGACUGGAAUCUUCAUCAGGAAUCCUGGAAGUGCUCCACUCCAUCUUGGUAGAAAGCCCAGAGGCUCUGAACAUCAUCCAAAGAGGGCACAUCAAAUCCAUCAUCUCUCUGCUCUAUAAGCACGGACGCAACCACAAGAUCCUGGAUGUCCUGUGCUCUCUCUGUGUUUGCAAUGGGGUGGCAGUGAGAACCAAUCAGAAUCUGAUCUGUGACAAUCUGCUUCCCAAAAGAGACCUGUUGCUUCAGACCCGACUGGUUAAUGAUGUUCAAAGUAUGAGACCAAACAUCUUCCUGGGUGUUGCUGAAGGUUCAGCCCAGUACAAGAAGUGGUAUUUUGAGCUUGUCAUUGACCAAGUGGACCACUUUGUAACAGGGGAGCCGACCCACUUGAGGGUAGGCUGGGCCAACACUAGAGGCUAUGCUCCUUACCCCGGUGGAGGAGAAGGGUGGGGAGGUAAUGGUGUUGGGGAUGACCUGUACUCCUACAGCUUUGAUGGACUCCAUCUAUGGUCAGGUCGAAUCCCGAGAGCCGUGGCCUCCAUUAACCAGCACCUGCUGAACUCGGACGAUGUGGUCAGCUGCUGUCUGGAUUUGAGCGCUCCCAGUAUGUCCUUCAGGAUCAACGGGCAGCCUGUCCAGGGCAUGUUCGAGGACUUCAACACCGAUGGAUUCUUUUACCCUGUUGUCAGCUUCUCUGCAGGUGUCAAAGUCCGUUUCUUGUUGGGUGGACGCCACGGCGAUUUCAAGUUCUUGCCACCUGCCGGUUACUCUCCAUGCUACGAAGCGCUGCUGCCCAAGGAGAAGAUGCAUGUAGAGGCUGUGAAGGAGUACAAGCGGGACCAUGAUGGGGUUCGUGAUCUGUUGGGAACCACCAAGUUCCUCUCUCAGGCAUCCUUCAUUCCCACUCCUGUUGACACCAGCCAGAUUGUUCUUCCUCCUCAUCUGGAAAACAUCCGUGACAAGCUGGCAGAAAACAUCCAUGAACUUUGGGGGAUGAACAAGAUCGAACUUGGGUGGACUUUUGGCAAGGUUCGUGAUGACAACAAGAGGCAGCACCCUUGCCUCGUGGAUUUUGCCAAACUGCCUGAAACUGAAAGGAACUACAAUGUGCAGAUGUCUAGUGAAACUCUUAAAACACUGUUGGCACUGGGGUGCCAUGUUGCCCAGGUUAACGUUCACGCUGAAGAAGAUUUGAAGAAAAUCAAGUUACCCAAAGAUUACAUGAUGUCUAAUGGAUAUAAGCCUGCGCCACUGGAACUCUCUGAUGUGAAGCUGACUCAAGGUCAAGAGGUUCUAGUUGAUAAACUGGCUGAAAAUGCACACAAUGUGUGGGCCAAAGACAGGAUUAAACAAGGAUGGACCUAUGGCAUCCAGCAGGAUUUGAAGAGCAGACGUAACCCUCGCCUGGUGCCAUAUGCUUUACUGGAUGAACGAACUAAGAAGUCUAACAGAGACAGUCUAAGAGAGGCUAUCAGGACUAUGGUUGGAUAUGGAUAUGACAUUGACCCCCCAGACCAGGAGGUGGUACAUGUGUCAGAUGAUCAGAGCAUCGAGACCAUCCGCUUCUUCCGUGUGGAGCAGACGUACGCUGUGAAGACAGGGAAGUGGUACUUUGAGUUUGAAGUCCUGAGUGGAGGUGACAUGAGAGUUGGCUGGGCCAGACCAGGCUGCAGGCCUGAUAUGGAACUGGGAUUGGAUGAUCAAGCUUAUGUCUUUGAUGGAUACAGGGGUCGGAGGAUGCAUGCAGGCAGUCGCUACUUUGGACAGCCUUGGAAACAGGGUGACGUGGUUGGCUGCAUGAUCAAUAUGGAGGACAAAUCCAUGAUUUUCACCCUGAAUGGAGAGCUGCUGAUCACCAGCAAGGGUUCUGAGCUUUGUUUUGCUGACUUUGAGACUGAAGAUGGAUUCAUCCCAGUGUGUAGCCUUGGCAUGUCUGAGAUCGGCCGUAUGAACCUGGGCAAAGAUGCCAGCACUUUUAAGUACUACACCAUGUGCGGUCUCCAGGAAGGUUUUGAGCCCUUUGCCGUCAACAUGAACAGAGAAAUCACCAUGUGGUUCAGCAAGCGCCUCCCUACAUUUUUCAAUGUACCCCAGGAUCACAUGCAUAUUGAGGUGACAAGGAUUGAUGGAACGGUAGACAGUCCUCCAUGCCUUAAGGUCACCCAUAAGACAUUUGGCACCCAGAAUAGCAACAGUGACAUGGUCUACUGCAGACUGAGCAUGCCUGUGGAGUUCUACUCUGCAGAUCGGAUACUGGACGAAUCACUGAAGCUCAGCCAUCCUCCAAAAGAAGAUGGAAGUAUUGAUUAUGGGAGCAUCACAACUUAUUACCACUCUGUGAGAGUGUUUGCUGGACAGGACCCUGCCUCUGUGUGGGUGGGCUGGGUGACACCUGAUUAUCACUACCACAGCAAGAACUUCAGUCUCAGCAAGACGCGAACAGUCACCAUCACCCUUGGAGAUGAGAGGGGCCGGGUCCAUGAGAGUGUGCAGAGGAGUAACUGCUACAUGGUGUGUGCAGCAGACGCAGCCGGCCCGUCUUCCUCCAGCCGUUCCAACUCUGACCUGGAGAUUGGCUGCCUGAUUGAUCUGGCCACUGGCCUUGUCUCCUUCACUGCCAAUGGGAAGGAACUGCCCACGGCAUAUCAGGUGGAGCCAAAUACCAAGCUCUUCCCAGCGGUGUUUGUUCGCCCUACCAGUGCAAAUCUUUUCCAGUUUGAGUUUGUCAAGAUAAAGGAUGCCAUGCCGCUGUCAUCGGCCAUAUUCAAGAGUGAGCACAGGAACCCGGUGCCAGAGUGCCCACCACGGGUGGAUGUGCAGACCAUCGUAGCUGUGCUUUGGAGCCGGAUGCCAAAUACCUUCCUUAAUGUGGAGACGGCUCGUGUCAGUGAAAGGCAUGGUUGGGUUGUCCAGUGCUUGGAACCUCUCCAGAUGAUGGCGGUACAUAUACCUGAAGAAAACAGGUGUUUGGACAUCCUAGAGUUAUCAGAGCAUGAAGACCUGAGGAAGUUCCACUAUCACACCCUGAAGCUGUACUGCGCCCUCUGUGCUUUGGGAAACACUCGUGUAGCUCACGCUCUUUGCAGCCAUUUGGACCAAUCACAGCUUCUCUACACCAUCGACAACCAGUACCUCUCUGGUAUGCUGAGAGAAGGCUUUUAUAAUGUCCUAAUCAGCAUCCAUCUUGAGACGGCAAAGGAGGCUCGCUUAAUGAUGAACAAUGAGUUUAUUAUCCCUGUGACGGACGAGACGCGCUCCAUCAAGCUGUUCCCAGAUGAGUCCAAGCGGCAUUCACUGCCUGGUGUGGGCCUGAGCACCUCUCUCAAACCUCGAGUUUACUUUUCCCCCGUUGGCAUCAUCAGCACCAAACGCCACCAGUUCCUCUAUAGCCCCCAGAUCCCGCUGGGCAUCCUAAAGGAAAAAGCCAUCAGCAUGAUCACAGAGGCUGUUCAGGGCGGAGGGUCCUACAUCCGAGACCCAGUAGGUGGGAGUUUACAGUAUCAAUUUGUCCCCAUCCUGAAGCUUAUUGGAACACUGCUUAUAAUGGGAGUCCUAACUAGCGAAGAGGUUCGGUUGAUUCUCCUCCUGAUCGAUCCCAACGUAUUUGGGGAAAGCAAAGAGGGGGAGGAAGUGAAGGGGGAUGAGGUGGCUGUACCAGGGGAGAAGGAGGAGGUGAGCAAAAACGAGGAGAAGGCCGUGGAGGCAGGAGAGGAGGAAACAAAGGAGGGCAAACCACUUGCAAAAGGCCUGCUGGAGAAGUCACUGCCUGAAUCUGUCAAACGGCAGAUGUGUGAGCUGCUGCACUAUUUCUGCGACUGUGAACUGAGGCACCGCAUCGAAGCCAUCGUCUCCUUCUCUGACAGAUUUGUCUCCAAGCUGCAGUUCAAUCAGAAGUUCCGCUAUAAUGAGCUAAUGCUGGCUCUAAACAUGUCUGCCGCCGUCACUGCCAAGAAGACCAAAGAGUUCCGUUCACCCCCACAGGAGCAGAUCAACAUUUUGUUGAACUUCAGUGCAGGUGAGGACUGUCCCUGCCCUGAGGACAUCCAGGAUGAACUUAACUCCUUCCAUGAAGAACUAAGACUGCACUGUGGAAUUCCAGUGGAGGAAGAAGAGGAAGAGCAGGACACUUCAAUAAAAGGUCGUCUCCUGGCUUUGCUCUACAAGAUUAAAGGCCCACCUCAAAAGACAGAGGAGGAGCCUCAAGAGAUGGAGCAGGCUGCCCCGACCAACCUGAAGGAGCUGAUCUCUCAAACCAUAACUAGCUGGGCUCAGGAGUCUCACAUCCAGGACGCAGAGCUGGUCAGAGUGAUGUUCAGUUUGCUGAGGAGGCAGUAUGAUGGCAUCGGGGAACUGCUCCGGGCCAUGAAGAAAUCUUACACCAUCAGUGCCGCAUCUGUGCAGGAUGCCAUUAACCUGCUGGCCUCUCUGGGUCAGAUCAGAUCUCUGCUAUCAGUGCGCAUGGGCAAGGAGGAAGAGAAACUCAUGAUUGACGGACUUGGUGACAUCAUGAACAAUAAAGUUUUCUACCAGCAUCCCAAUUUGAUGAGAGUUCUGGGCAUGCAUGAGACCGUCAUGGAGGUCAUGGUCAACGUGUUGGGAGGAGACAAAUCACAGAAGAUCGCUUUCCCCAAGAUGGUGGCAAGCUGCUGUCGUUUCCUCUGUUAUUUCUGCCGUAUCAGCCGCCAGAAUCAGAAAGCCAUGUUUGACCACCUGAGCUACCUCCUGGAGAACAGCAGUGUGGGGUUGGCUUCUGAAGCCAUGCGGGGCUCCACUCCCCUGGACGUUGCAGCAUCUUCAGUAAUGGACAACAACGGUUUGGCUCUGGCUUUGGAGGAACCUGAUCUGGAAAAGGUGGUGACAUACCUGGCAGGCUGUGGUCUUCAGAGUUGUGCCAUGCUGGUUGCCAAGGGUUACCCAGACCUUGGCUGGAACCCAAUAGAGGGAGAGCGCUACCUGUCAUUCCUGAGAUUUGUUGUCUUCUGCAAUGGGGAGAGUGUGGAGGAGAAUGCCAACGUGGUGGUGAAGCUGCUGAUUAGACGUCCAGAGUGUUUCGGUCCUGCCCUGAGAGGUGAGGGAGGACAGGGUUUGCUGGCUGCCAUGAAGGAAGCCAUCAAGAUUUCUGAGGAUCCUGCUCUGGACCUGCCCAAAACCCCCACCGGAGUCACUACUGGGUCUGCUGAGGAAGAAGAGGAAGUUAUUCACAUGGGUAAUGCCAUCAUGUCCUUCUACUCGGCCCUUAUUGACCUGUUGGGACGCUGCGCUCCAGAGAUGCAUCUUAUCAAUGCAGGUAAAGGUGAAGCAUUGCGUAUAAGGGCCAUCCUGCGCUCUCUGGUUCCCACUUCAGACUUGGUGGGCAUCAUCAGCAUCCCCCUCAAAAUGCCAGUGAUUAAUAAAGAUGGCACAGUGACAGAACCCGACAUGUCAGCUUGUUUCUGUCCGGACCACAAGGCCCCCAUGGUGCUCUUCCUAGAUAGAGUGUAUGGCAUUGAGGACCAGAGCUUCCUGCUCCAGAUGUUGGAGGUUGGCUUUCUGCCUGACCUCCGAGCCUCAGCAUCUCUGGACACAGAAGUCCUGAGCACCACAGAGACAGCCUUAGCCAUGAAUCGCUACAUCGGCUCAGCCCUGCUGCCUCUGCUGACCCGAUGUGCAGCUCUCUUUGCCAACACGGAGCACUACGCACAGCUGGUCGACUCCACGCUGGAGACCAUCUACAGGUUGUCCAAAGGCCGCUCACUCACCAAAGCCCAAAGGGACUCCAUCGAGGACUGUCUGCUCACAAUCUGCAAACAUCUUCGCCCCUCUAUGAUGCAGCAGCUGCUGAGACGGCUGGUGUUCGAUGUUCCCAUGCUCUCUGAAUACUGCAAGAUACCUCUCAAGCUUCUGAUCAACCACUAUGAGCAGAACUGGAAGUAUUAUUGUCUGCCAUCUGGUAUGGGCAGCUUCGGCAUGGCCUCUGAGGAGGAGCUCCUUCUCACUAAGAAGCUCUUCUGGGGAAUCUUUGACUCUCUUUCUCAGAAGAAGUAUGAUCCUGAACUUUUCAAAAUGGCCAUGUCAUGUCUGUGUGCCAUCGCUGGAGCCCUUCCUCCAGACUUUGUGGAUUCAAGUUUAGGGGCAACAUUAGAGAAACAGACCUCAGUGGAUGCACAGGGCAACUUUGACCCCAAACCCAUCAACACUGCCAACAUCUCACUUCCUGAAAAACUUGAGUACAUUGCCAACAAAUAUGCAGAGCAUUCCCAUGACAAGUGGUCUUCAGAGAAGAUGUCAGCGGGUUGGAAACACGGAGACAGCAUGGAUGAGCAGGCCAAAGCCCAUCCAUUACUGAAGCCAUACAAAGCUUUGAGUGAGAAGGAGAGAGAAACUUAUCGCUGGCCUGUUAGAGAGUCUUUGAAGAGCAUGUUGGCGAUGGGCUGGAACAUUGAGAGGACUAAGGAGGGGGAAGCCAUGUUCCAACAACGAGAGAGCGAAAAACAGCGCAAGAUCUCAGAAUCUCAGACGAAUGGAUUCAGUCCUGCUCCAAUGGACCUCCACAAUGUCACUUUGUCCAGAGAGUUACAGGGCAUGGUUGAGGUAAUUGCUGAAAAUUACCACAACAUCUGGGCUAAGAAGAAGAAAUCUGAACUUCACAGCAAAGGAGGAGGAGCUCACCCGCUGAUGGUUCCUUAUGACACCUUGACUGCUAAAGAGAAGUACAGGGACAGAGAGAAGGCCCAAGAGCUCUUUAAGUUCCUGCAGAUAAGUGGCUAUGCUAUCACAAGAGGUCUGAAGGACAUGGAGCAGGACUCAUCAUCCAUGGAAAAGCGCUACUCGUACAAAUUCCUUAAAAAGCUGCUGAAAUAUGUUGACUCUGCUCAGGAGUUCAUCGCUCAUCUUGAGGCUAUGGCCACCAGCGGGAAGACGGAUAAGUCACCUCAUGACCAGGAAAUCAAGUUCUUUGCCAAGGUGUUGCUUCCUCUGAUCGAUCAAACCUUUAAGAACCACUGCCUCUACUUCUUGUCAACACCAAGCAAGAACCUGAGCAGCUGUGGCUGUGCCUCUAACAAAGAGAAGGAGAUGGUCACCAGCCUGUUCUGUAAGCUGGCAGCUCUUGUUAGACACAGGAUUUCUCUUUUUGGAAGUGAUUCUGCAAUGAUGGUCAGCUGUCUGCACAUCCUUACCCACUCCCUCGACACCAGAACAGUGAUGAAGUCUGGUGCUGAGCUGGUCAAAGCCAGUUUUAAGGCUUUCUUUGAGAAUGCAGCAGAGGACCUGGAGAAGCUGGUAGAGAUGCUGAAACUGGGGAAGUUCAUGCAGUCCCGUGCCCAGAUGAAGAGCGUCACUCAGAGCAUCAACUAUGUGACGGUGGCUCUGCUGCCCAUCCUCACUGCCCUGUUUGAACACAUCAGAACUUAUGAAUUUGGAGUGGACCUGAUUUUAAAUGACGUGCAACUGUCCUGCUACCGAAUCCUGAUGUGUUUCUACACUCUGGGAACUGGAAAGAAUAUCUUCGUAGAGAGGCAUCUGCCAGCGCUGGGCGAGUCUCUGGCGACUUUGGUGUCAGCCAUGCCUGUAGCAUUCCUGGAGCCUCCUCUAAAUGCACACAACCCUCUUUCAGUCUUUAACACUAAGACCCCACGAGAGAGAGCCAUCCUGAGUAUGCCCGACACAGUGGAAGAGAUGUGUCCAGAAAUGCCUCGUCUCGACAAACUGCUCAAAGACGUCAACGAUAUCUCAGAGUCUGGUGCUCGCUACAGCGACAUGCCACAGGUCAUCGAGGUAAUCCUUCCCAUGCUGUGCAAUUAUCUGUCCUACUGGUGGGAGAAAGGUCCAGAAAACUCACCCCCAGAUACCGACUGCUGCACCAUGGUGACCUCUGACCACCUAAGCAUCAUUCUGGGAAACAUCCUCAAGAUCCUCAACAACAACUUGGGCAUUGAUGACGCCCCCUGGAUGAAGAGAAUUGCAGUCUACUCUCAGCCAAUCAUCUGCAAGGCUGGAGCAGAUUUGUUGAGAACCCACUUCCUCCCCACACUGGACAAACUGAGGAAGAAGACAGUGAAGGUUGUAGCUGAAGAAGAGCUGCUGAAGGCUGAUGGUAAAGGAGACAACCAGGAGGCAGAACUGCUCAUCCUGGACGAGUUUGCAAUGCUCUGCAGGGAUCUCUAUGCUUUCUAUCCCAUGCUCAUUCGUUAUGUGGACAACAACAGGUCCAGGUGGCUGAAGGAACCAGAUGCAGACUCCACUGAGCUGUUCAGAAUGGUGGCUGAGAUCUUCAUCCUCUGGUGCAAGUCGAAUAACUUUAAGCGUGAAGAGCAAAACUUUGUGAUUCAGAAUGAAAUCAACAACUUGGCCUUCCUGACUGGAGAAGGCAAGACGAAGAUGUCCAAGUCAGGUGGGGACCAGGAGAGGAAACACAAGCGUCGUCGUGGUGAAUACUACUCUAUUCAGACUUCCCUGAUUGUAGCUGCUCUAAAGAAGAUGCUGCCCAUCGGCCUGAACAUGUGUACCCCGGGAGACCAGGAGCUCAUUUCUUUGGCAAAGAUACGCUACAGUCUGAAAGACACAGAUGAUGAGGUGAAGGAGCAUUUGCAUCAGAAUCUCCACCUUCAGGACAAGUCUGAAGACCCAGCCGUUCAGUGGCAGCUUAACCUGUACAAAGAGGUUGUGGUAAAGACUGAAGAACCUGCUAAUUCAGAGCACACAGUGGAGAGAAUCCAGAGCAUCUCUGCUGCAGUCUUCUACCUGGAGCAGGUGGAACAACCUCUGAGGAACAAGAAGUGUGUGAUGCAGAAGCUGCUGUCCAAACAGCGGAAGCGUGCUGUGGUGGCCUGCUUCCGCAUGGCUCCACUUUACAAUCUCCCCAGGCAUCGUGCUAUCAACCUCUUCAUCCCAGCCUAUGAGAGACUUCGGAUAGAAACAGAGGAAUACUCUUUUGAGGAGAAGCUAGUUCAGGACCUGGCAAAAACCCCAGUGAAGAUUGUAGAGGAAGAGGAAGAGGAGGUUGCUGAGAUCCAGCCUGAUCCUCUCCAGCAACUCAUCCUCCACUUCAGCCACAAUGCUUUGACAGAGAGAAGUCACUUGGAAGAAGAUCCUUUGUAUAUUGCGUAUGCAGACAUGAUGGCGAAGAGCUGUGCAGAAGAUGAGGAGGAAGAGGAAGAAGAAGGGAAAGAAAAGACAUUUGAGGAAAAAGAGAUGGAAAAGCAGAAGAUCCUGUACCAGCAGGCAAGGCUGCAUGCUCGUGGUGCUGCAGAAAUGGUGCUGCAGAUGAUCAGCGCCAGCAAAGGUCGUCUCGGCCCCAUGGUGACCUGCACCCUCAAACUGGGCAUCUCCAUCCUAAAUGGAGGAAAUGUGCACGUUCAACAGAAAAUGCUUGAUUACUUGAAAGAAAAAAGAGAUGCAGGCUUUUUCAAGGGUCUCUCUGGACUGAUGCAGUCUUGCAGUGUUCUGGACUUGAAUGCAUUUGAGAGGCAAAACAAAGCAGAGGGACUCGGCAUGGUGACGGAAGAAGGCUCAAGCUCCAAGGUGCUACAGAAUGAUGAGUUCACUAAAGAUCUAUUCCGGUUUUUGCAACUUCUGUGUGAGGGACACAACGGAGAUUUCCAGAACUUCUUGAGAACUCAAACUGGAAACACAACAACAGUCAACAUCAUUAUCAGCACUGUGGACUAUCUGCUCCGUCUUCAGGAGUCUAUCAGUGACUUCUACUGGUACUACUCUGGCAAAGAUGUCAUUGAUGAGACUGGAAAACUCAACUUCUCCAAAGCUUUAUCUGUAGCCAAGCAGAUAUUCAACUCACUGACUGAGUACAUUCAGGGUCCGUGCAUUGGGAACCAGCAGAGUUUAGCUCAUAGCAGACUUUGGGAUGCAGUUGUGGGUUUCUUACAUGUGUUUGCAAACAUGCAGAUGAAGCUGUCCCAGGAUGCCAGUCAGAUUGAGCUGUUGAAGGAACUGAUGGACUUACAGAAGGACAUGGUUGUCAUGUUGCUGUCUCUACUUGAGGGUAAUGUGGUGAAUGGAACAAUUGGAAAGCAGAUGGUUGACACGCUGGUGGAGUCUUCAAACAACGUGGAGAUGAUCCUCAAGUUCUUUGAUAUGUUCCUCAAGCUGAAGGAUCUUACAACUUCUGACAACUUCAAGGAGUACGACCCUGAGUUUAAGGGCAUAAUCUCAAAAAAAGAGUUCCAGAAGUCGAUGGAGAGCCAGAAGCAGUACAGUCAGUCAGAGAUCGAAUUCUUGCUCUCGUGUGUGGAAGCUGAUGAGAACGAUAUGUUCAGUUACAAGGAGUUUGUGGAGCGAUUCCACGAGCCGGCCAAAGACAUCGGCUUCAACAUGGUGGUGCUGCUGACCAACCUCUCUGAACACAUGCCCCACGACUCCCGCCUCAGCACCUUCUUAGAUCUGGCAGAAAGCAUGCUGAGCUACUUCGAGCCUUACCUUGGUCGUAUUGAAAUCAUGGGCAGUGCAAAGCGAAUCGAGAGGGUCUACUUUGAGAUCAGUGAGUCGAGCCGAGAGCAGUGGGAAAAGCCGCAGGUCAAAGAAUCCAAGCGUCAGUUCAUCUUUGAUGUGGUGAAUGAAGGAGGAGAGAGCGAGAAGAUGGAGAUGUUCGUGAACUUCUGCGAGGACACCAUCUUUGAGAUGCAGCUGGCCUCACAGAUUUCUGAGCCCGACAUGGUUGAACAGCCUGAAGAGGAGGAGGAGGAAGAUGGUCACAGCAUCCUAGAAGAGCUGACUGGAGAGGAAGAAGGCGCCCUGGAGUCUGCCUCUGCUUUCACCACUGCAUGUCGCUCAGUGAAGAAGAAGAUCUCAGACGUCCGCCAGAUUUUUACGAUUAAAAACGUACGCAAACAGUUCAAGAAAAUCAAGAAGCUGAGCAUCAAGGAGAUAAUCACAGGCUUCUUCUCCUUCUUCUGGAUGCUCUUUACCGGAUUCUUUAAGGGAAUAUACGGCCUCAUCUUCGGUUUCUUCCACAUCAUCUGGUCAUCCAUGUUUGGUGGAGGGCUAGUCGAAGGAGCCAAGAACAUGAAGGUGACGGACAUCCUCGGAAACAUGCCUGACCCAACUCAGUUUGGUAUCCAUGGAGAUGUGUUAGAGGGAGAUAAAGUGGAGGCUGUAGAGUUGUCAGGAAGCAUGGACACGGCCAUGGCACCAGCAGGGGACAUCGCAGAGGUGGACGUAAUGUUGGAGAUGCUGACAAUGCCCAAAAAAGAAGGAGGGAAACACGUGGAACCUGGUCUGGGUGAUGUUUCUGAGCUGUCUGCCGAAUCCUCCGCAACUGAUCACAAAAAGAAAGCCUCUGCUAAACCAGCUGAAACUCCUGAGAGUGAACCAGAAAAGGCAGACACAGAGAACCAGGAGAAGGAGGAUAAACCAAAGGAAGAUGAAGCUAAGGAGCCUGUGGCAGAGGAGAAGCCCAGAACCAGAUCAAGUCAGCCUAAAGAGGCGUCUCCUGCCUUCAUGUCCACUAUCUUUGCUAUUCUUGAUGUCUACCUGAACAAGAUGCUGAACUACCUGGCUCGUAACUUCUACAACCUGCGUUUCUUGGCCCUGUUUGUGUGCUUUGCCAUUAACUUCAUCCUGCUUUUCUACAAGGUCACUGGUGAGAGUGAUGAAGAGGUUGAUGAAGAAAACCGCUGGGGUGAUGAAGAGGAGGAUGAUGAGGACACACUCUUUGACAUGGAUGAGUUUGUUCUCCAGGAGAGCACCGGCUACAUGUUACCAACGCUGCGUUUCUUGGCCAUUUUCCACACCGUCAUCUCGCUCCUCUGCCUGGUCGGGUACUACUACCUGAAGGUUCCUUUGGUGGUUUUCAAGAGAGAGAAGGAGAUCGCCAGGAAGCUUGAAUUUGAUGGUCUGUACAUCACUGAGCAGCCGUCUGAUGACGACAUCAAAGGCCAGUGGGAUCGUCUCGUCAUCAACACGCCAUCCUUCCCAAACAAUUACUGGGACAAGUUUAUCAAGCGUAAGGUGAUCAACAAAUACGGUGACAUGUAUGGGGCCGAACGCAUUGCUGAGCUUUUAGGUCUGGAUAAAAACGCUCUGGACUUCGACCCUACUGUGGAAACUGUGGAAAAGGAAGCGUCUUUGCUCUCUUGGUUGAGCUCCAUCGAUACAAAAUACCACAUCUGGAAAAUGGGCGUUGUUCUGACUGACAAUUUAUUCCUGUAUCUGAUCUGGUAUACCACCAUGUCCAUUUUUGGACACUUCAACAACUUCUUCUUUGCUGCUCAUCUGCUGGACAUCGCCAUGGGCUUCAAGACCCUUCGCACCAUCUUGUCAUCAGUCACUCACAACGGGAAGCAGCUCGUCCUGACUGUGGGUCUGCUGGCCGUGGUCGUCUACCUCUACACUGUGGUGGCCUUCAACUUCUUCAGGAAGUUCUACAACAAGAGUGAGGAUGAAGACGAGCCGGACAUGAAGUGUGACGACAUGAUGACGUGCUACUUGUUCCACAUGUACGUGGGUGUGAGAGCUGGAGGAGGUAUUGGGGACGAGCUGGAGGACCCAGCUGGAGAUCCCUAUGAACUCUACCGCAUCCUGUUUGACAUCACCUUCUUCUUCUUUGUUAUUGUCAUCCUGCUGGCCAUCAUUCAGGGUUUGAUCAUUGAUGCCUUUGGUGAGCUGAGAGAUCAGCAGGAGCAGGUCAAAGAGGACAUGGAGACCAAAUGCUUCAUCUGUGGCAUUGGGAAUGACUACUUUGAUCGAACACCUCAUGGAUUUGAAACCCACACCUUACAAGAGCACAACCUUGCCAACUACCUAUUCUUCCUGAUGUACCUGAUUAAUAAGGAUGAGACUGAGCACACGGGUCAGGAGUCAUAUGUGUGGAAGCUGUACCAGGAGAGAUGCUGGGACUUCUUCCCCACUGGAGACUGCUUCCGUAAGCAAUAUGAGGACCAGCUGGGUUAGAGGGGGCAACCUCACCCGGCGCCCCAAACACCCAUCCCUACUU